GAUAACUCUAACGUCUUGUUGGAAGUCUUGUGUUAUUCUUUUCACCACAUGGUGAACUUUCCAGUAUAGUACCUAAAUUAACAUAUUUUAGAUGUCUAAGUCAAAGUUAGAACUUUGCCAUCAUAUUCUUAAAGAAUAUCAUGGUGAAUUAAUUGCAAAAGUUGGCUUUUACUUGCUAAAGAAAGCGAAAGGGUCGUCGCCGCUACGGCAGAUUUCGUUAGACACAUCACUCGACGUAGCGAAAGUGCAGAAAGCUUUAUGCGUCUUGAUACAACAUGGGCUAGUGGCAUUUCAAAAGAGUAACAAAAGCUUUAUGGAGUACAGCAUAAACAUUGAUAAGAUCAUGAACCAUCUUCGCUAUUCAAGAUAUAUUCACUGUGCUAAAGUGUUGUAUGGAGAUGGUGCAGAACUCCUUGUUGAGGAGAUUCUGCAUGCAGGUCAGACUGACAUGGCAACAGUGGUGAAGAAGGUCACAGAUCGACUUAAUGAUGCUCUAGAGACAGCAGGUCAUCCUAAAAUUUCAUCGAGUCUUGUGCGAGAUAAAUUCAACAGCCUUGUCCAAACACAUUUUCUUCAGAGGUGCUUCUCUCCAGUUCUAGAUGAUAAGAAGAGAGUCAUUCGACUUGAACAACCUGAAAAUGUAGAAGAAUUAUUUUCAGUUCAACCAAUGGAAGUAGAUGGAGGCAACCAGGGACAAAAGAGGAAGCUGACUUUGGACAGUGAUUUGCCAAACAAAAGAUUUAAAACCGAAUCUACAUCAAAAGAGGCAAGUCCAGGGGACAGCAUCUUUUGGCAGGUAAACUGUGAAAGAUUUCAUCAUCACUUCCGAGAUCAGGCGCUGAUAUCAGCAGUGGCCAGGCGUCUGGAUAAGAAAGCAGGGGAGAUUAUGAGAGCUAUUCUGCGGAUCAGUGAAGUCAAAACAGACCCCUUAGCUAAACAGACGGUUCCAGUCUCCUUCACAGAGAUUUUUGGAAGCCUACAAAAGGAGUUAGGUUUUACAAGAAAUUUGUUAGAACAGUACCUUCACAACAUGACUGAUGAAGUGCCAGAGUUUGUGUCAAAAUGUGAUGACAGUGGUGGAGGAAUGUAUGUUGUCAAUAUAUUUCAGGCUUUACAGGCAUUAUGUAAAGCACAUAUUGAAUCGGUGGUUCUGGAAAGGUUUGGGUCUAAGUCUCUGCGGAUUUUUCGUGUUAUUCUUUUGAAGAAGCAAGUGGAACAAAGUCAGAUAGAGACAUGCGCCAUGAUUCCAUCAAAAGAAGCCAAAGAACUGCUGUACAAAAUGUUUGAAGAAGGUUUUGUCACAAUAACGGAGCUGGCAAAGACCCCUGACCAUGCACCAUCUCGCACUUUCUACCUCUUCACCGUUGACAUCAGACAGGUGGCCCGAAUGCUGAAAGAGAAGUGCUUUAAGGCAAUAAGAAAUGCUAUUGUGAAGAGAAAUCUUGAAAUAAUGGAGCACAAGCGACUACUUGACAAGCAGGAGAGAGUGGACGCCAUUAUUGCUGACCUUGAGCAGCAGCUGCAGAGCGGCCUGGAAGUGGACCCUGCCCAGAAGGAGGAGGUGCAGGAGGUGAUCACACCACCUGAGAGACAGCAGCUGACCAAAGUGCACACCGUCACCAACACUCUUGAGAUGAGUGAGUUACAAGUGGAUGAAACACUUUUCAUUCUGGAGAGUUAUUUGGCCUUCACCUAUCAUCGCCCUGCACCCAAGAAGCAGCAAUCAGCAAUUCUCAUCUGACAGAAAAGAAUUUCUCGCCGUACAUCAUGUGAGCUUAAUUAAGAAAGUAAUUAUCAGUGUCUGGAUAAUGUUUCCAACCAUCUGUUCUUUGGAAAUCAAAAAGACAACCAACUGGCUUCUUUUUAAUGAAUUGCUGUGUUCCAGUACCAUUGGGGAAAUGUACUUUAAAGGUUUCUGAAGUAAAAUUAUUGAAACAUUGCGAGAUCAGAACUAUUUUUAGCUAUAUUUCUGACUUGGCUUGCAAAUAAGGACUUGGAAAGGACCUGUUACAACCCUGAAUCACAAUAAACUUUUACGUGUGUU
This is a messenger RNA of Pomacea canaliculata, 2044 nucleotides long. Its product is annotated as DNA-directed RNA polymerase III subunit RPC3-like. The transcript has 16 exons. The record is from RefSeq and is a predicted model, not a curated record. The coding region runs from base 92 to 1741 and encodes 549 amino acids. Gene Ontology annotation, cellular component: RNA polymerase III complex. Gene Ontology annotation, molecular function: single-stranded DNA binding. Gene Ontology annotation, biological process: DNA-templated transcription. Lineage: Eukaryota; Metazoa; Mollusca; Gastropoda; Architaenioglossa; Ampullariidae.